Messenger RNA from Cuscuta campestris, 1352 nucleotides. The record is from the annotation of a GenBank genome assembly. NCBI's taxonomy places the organism in Eukaryota, Viridiplantae, Streptophyta, Magnoliopsida, Solanales, Convolvulaceae.
GAAAGAAUAUUUAUUACAAGUACUAGUAUUAUUUUUGAAAUUUGUACUAUUAUUUGGGAUCCUCCCUCCUUUUGAACCAAAGCACCCUAAGAACCCCAAAUCUUGUUUUUGUUCAUACGGAGGUACAAAUCAGGCUUGGAGUUCGAAUCCUGAAUCCUCGAACCAGGAAUGUCAGCUAUCAGAAACGCCGGGAGAUUGAUCUCUGGAACCGCGCGCUUUUCUCUCGUAGGGUUUUCACCUUCGCCGCCGGCGAGGAGCGUAUUCCGGUCCGCUGAACGCGCAAUCAGCUCAUAUCCUCCUCGAUGCGCGGCGGCAGCGCCAGAUGCGACCCACCUCGAGAAGAAGUUGCCGCGGCGGCGACUUGGGAAGGUCUACAACUUCCUCCUACAGGACGGCAGCGGGCUCUUCGCGAAUAAAGAAGUUAUUCCUAAGAUCACUCUAAAUCAUGUUUCUGUGAGCUUUACUGGGCAAGGAGAAUCUACUAGCAAGGCUAAACCCACUACAGAAGCAAAUACCAAGGCGCAUAAAAAGCGUGCGAGCCCUUCCUCGAAAAAGAAGGGAAAGAACCCAAAUACAAAUGCAAGUGCAGAAGCCAAGCCUCGCAUAAGGAGUAUUAACACAGCUGGAACCAGGGUUGUUUUGCGUCUAGAUGUCCAAAAUGCAAGUUGGCUGAAUGAAAGAGUUAGGGAGAGGAUCAUGUUGAUGGUGCACAUAACUCAUAUCACAAGAUCUUAUGGGGGGGGGGGGGCUGGCUGGCUGCCCUGUGUGUUUGUGCAAGCCUCUAAUUUGGAAAAAGAUAGGAUUAAAGAUGGGAAGCUAGAGCUCACUUCAUCAAAGACUAGAAAACAGGAGAAUAACUACGAAGAGGCUGUUUCAAAGAUGAACAAACUACUAGAAAAAUUUCAGGCUAUUAUUAAUGCUGCUUCAUAUUCACCAUUGCCCACUCCGAAGAAGGUACUGGACAAGAUUGCUAAUGCCUCUACACAUGAAGAUCACAUCUUAUGUGAUGCCAUUUGAUUUCAUCAUUUAUUACAUUAAUUGAUACUCCAUAUUUCAACUACUAAAUUUGGAUGAAAUUGAAUGGUGAUGCAAAAUAAGCCUCAUUAUGGCUGGCUGUUCUUUCUUGGAAAUAUUCUUUUUAGGCCUGCAUUUUACUACAAUGUGGCUUUCAACCUGGCAAGGAUUUGAAUAUGAACUGAUAGUACAAGUUAGUUUAGAUUGCCUGGUUCAAAUCUUUCAACUCUAUGCGGCAAGGUUUGUAUCAAAGCCUUUUAUCUAGUGAGGGUGAGGAUGCAUUGAGAAUGAUGGUUGAUGUGAGAAAUGAGAAUGACGCUUUGUUGGUUAGUUGGAGU